AUGAAAUUUACAGAGGAGCUUAGAUCAAGUGUGUUAAAAGGAUUAACAGGAAAAUCUAUAAAAAAUCUAGUUAUUAUAGGAAUAGGUGGUUCUUAUCUUUCAAUUGAAUUUGUUUAUGAAGCCCUUCGUUCUCAUCCAGAAGCUUAAAAAAGAUCAAAUGGAAGAAAACUUAGAUUCCUAGCAAAUGUUGAUCCUAUAGAUUUUGCAAGAGCAAUAGAAGAUUUAAAUCCUGAGGAAACAAUGUUCGUUAUAAACUCAAAAACAUUCACUACUGCAGAAACAAUGUUAAAUGCCAGAACAUGUAGAAAUUGGUUAGUUGAACAUCACAUAAAAUUAGAAGAAGAAAUAAAAAAUCUUGUAAAUCAUCAUAUGUGUGCUGCAUCUACAAAUCUUACUGACACAUUUAAAUUCGGAAUAGGUUCUGAUAAAGUUUUCGGAUUUUGGGAUUGGGUAGGAGGUAGAUAUUCAGUAUGGAGUGCAAUUGGAAUGCUACCUUUAUCAUUUGUUUUCGGUUUUGAUUAUAUGGAAAGUUUUUUAAAAGGAGCUCAUAAUAUUGAUGAGAAUUUUUCUUAAGUAAAAAAUGUAAAAGGAAAUUUAUCUUUACUUCUUGGAAUGGUAGGAUUUUAUAAUACUACGAUUAAAGAUUUUAAUUCGAGAGCUAUUUUACCUUAUUGUUAGGCUUUGUGUAAAUUUGUUCCCCAUGUAUAAUAAUUGGAUAUGGAAUCAAAUGGAAAAAGAGUGAAUUUGAAAGGAGAAAAUUUAGAUUAUUAAACCACUGUAGUUAAUUUUGGAGAACCUGGAACAAAUGGACAACAUAGUUUUUAUUAAUUAUUACAUUAAGGUAGAACUAUUCCUUGUGAAUUUAUUGGCUUUUGCAAAUCUUAGAAUCCUAUUUAACUUUAAGGUGAAUCAGUAAGUAAUCAUGAAGAACUUAUGAGCAAUUUCUUUUCUUAACCUGAUGCAUUAGCUUGUGGAAAGAUAUUAGAUGAAUUAAAAGAUGAAAAAGUGCACGAAGAACUUUUAGGUCAUAAAUUGUUCCCAGGAGAUAAGCCUUCACUAUCUUUAUUAUUUACAGAAUUAAAUCCUUAUACUUGUGGAUAAUUAUUAGCUUUAUACGAACAUAGAACAGCAGUUGAAGGAUUUUUAUGGGAUAUAAAUAGUUUUGAUUAAUGGGGUGUAGAGUUAGGAAAAGUAUUAGCAAAAUAAGUAAGAAACCUUUUCUAAAAUAAUAAAGGGAGAACACAUGAUAUCAAUUAUACAGGAACUAAUUUAAAUUCUGCAACAAGACAUUUAUUAGAUCUGUUUUUCUUAAAAUAAUAAUGA
Molecule: messenger RNA, 1323 nt
Organism: Ichthyophthirius multifiliis
Lineage: Eukaryota; Ciliophora; Oligohymenophorea; Hymenostomatida
Exons: 6
Biological process (GO): gluconeogenesis; glycolytic process; glucose 6-phosphate metabolic process
Cellular component (GO): cytosol
Molecular function (GO): carbohydrate derivative binding; glucose-6-phosphate isomerase activity; monosaccharide binding
Source: RefSeq, a predicted model, not a curated record